Vitis riparia (riverbank grape) is the source of this 999-nucleotide messenger RNA. Its product is annotated as GEM-like protein 4. Bases 63 to 692 code for a protein of 209 amino acids. NCBI's taxonomy places the organism in Eukaryota, Viridiplantae, Streptophyta, Magnoliopsida, Vitales, Vitaceae. The record is from RefSeq and is a predicted model, not a curated record. The transcript has 4 exons.
GUAGUACCUCUUCAAUCUCUGAAAGGAGAGAGCAUUGUGGAACACCAGUUGAAGUUUGAGAAAUGAAGAACCAAGUUGCUGGACAGGUCAUUGGAAUCCCAAUCAGCUUCCCAAAUGAGAAUCCCUCUUCUUCAAAUCCAUCUCUGCCAUUAAAUCAUAAUGAAGUGGAUAGGAUGAAGAAUAUGAUGAACCAACAUGGGAAAAAGGGUGAUAACAUUGUGCAUGGAAUCAGAGAACAUGUAAGAUUGGCACCUAGGAUCUUUGAAACUGUGAAGGGAAAGCUGAGCUUGGGGGCAAGGAUUCUUCAACAAGGAGGCAUGAAGAGAAUUUUUAAGCAACUUUUUGGGGUUACGGAAGGAGAGAAUCUGUUGAAGGCUUCUCAAUGCUAUUUAUCAACAACAGCAGGCCCCAUAGCAGGCCUCCUCUUUCUCUCUACUCAGAGGGUUGCCUUUGGCAGUGAGAGAUCCAUCAAAUUCUCUUCUCCAAAUAGUGAAUUGGUUAGAAUCUAUUACAAGGUUUCAAUCCCACUGAGAAAGAUAAAGAGAGUAGACCAAAGUGAGAAUAUGAAAAAUCCAUCUCAGAAGUACAUGGGAGUAGUCACUGCUGAUGAUUUUGAGUUCUGGUUUAUGGGGUUCUUGAAUUAUCAGAAAGCUUUCAACUGUCUCCAAAAGGCAUUAAUGUCUCAAUCUUGAACGAGUUACACAUCAACCCAAAAGUGAUUGAAGCAGAAAUGGUUUUGCCCUCUACAUAAAAAAAGGUAUACAAAAAUUUUUGUUAAUAAGAAAUUGAUCUCCAAUUCUUCUCUGACAGCGAGAGCUUGGGCUUUUAUGCCUGGCUUUCGCAGUAUAUUAUUUCAAGAAAGUCCGACCAAUCUUUUCAGCAACGAAAAGAAGCAGAUUAGGCCCUGUCCGGGAUUCAUUUUAAGCGUCUUAGAAAUCACUUUGCAAUAGUUUUUUACUAACAUGUUAUGUUUGGUAAAACAAAUAAAAAGCAAUUGUC